UAUGGCUCCACUGAGUCAUUCGAUCACCCCGGAAAUGUUCCUUUCAAUGUUUCGAAAUUUUACUUCGAUCAGUAUUCAUAUUUAGAAUCUAGAUCUAGAUUCUAGAUCUACAAAUCUAGAAGUAUUCUACAUAGAUCUAGUCACAAGUCUCUCCAAAUACUCUCCAUAAAAAUAAUAAAGUUCUACGAUUCAAUAAUUUAUUAGAUCUAGGUCUAGAGUUGAUUUUCAGAGUUUGUGUUCAGAUGGCUGCCAAUCCAUAUGAUCCAAUUACAACGACAGAUAUUAGCCAAUUGGCUGAUGAUGAUUGGGGUCUGUCAUUACCACCACUACGUUACAAGAACUAUUCUAACUCAAGGCUAAAGUACAUCUGCAAUGAACUUCGACAACAUUCAAAGUGUGUGAUAGUGACACUUUGUACAGUGUGUUUGAUCAUUCUAGUGUCUGUCAUCAUUGCUGUUGCUGCCAGUGGGAAGGAAGGAAGACAUCCAACUGGCAAGGAGCCCCUCUGGGCAAAUAAGCAAACUGGCUUGGUGUUUUAUCCAGUACCAGAAGAUGGGACCAUCGUCAUAGCCUACAAGGAGGGAGAGUUAAAGUCAAUCAAUAAACUUUUACAGUCUCUUGACAACUCUACUAAUGACUACAAAUCUACCAACCAAUUAAAUGAAAUCUUCAUUAAAUGUAAUGCUACAAACCAACCCUACAACAGAACCUGCCAUGUCUCAACUGUUGAUUUCGGCGAUCGGUGUACAAAACAAAAUAAAUAUGGCUAUGACUUUCCCCAGCCUUGUGUUUUUAUACAGCUUAAUCUGCCAGAAAAUAGAGUGAUAGCUCCUUUAGAUGAAAAUUCACCGCUGUGGAAAAAAGCUAGUUCAUCUAUAAAGGAUCUUCUUAAAGACCCAGCUCACAUACCAGUGACAUGCACAGGAUCUACACCAGAAGACGAGGAAAUUCUGAAUGAAUCACCUACACUAGAUAGGAAUAAAGAAAGAAUUUCCUAUUUCCCAAAAGAGGGUCUUGCUUCUUACGUUUAUCGCAAUCGAAGCAUGGAGCUGCCUUUCGUCAAGCCAGCUUUGAUGGUGCAGUUUACUUCCCUUACUAAAGGCCAUCUCGUUCAUGUCACAUGCACGGCCUGGGGUCAACUGUAUGACUUCAACCACAACAUUGUUGACCAUGAACUCUUGACCACGGAGUUUGCUAUUUAUAUCAAGUAAAUGGAGGUAGACGUUUGUUGACUGUCCUGGAGCACAUCGGUAAGGGAAAAUAUGUCAACAAAAACACACUGUCAAAGACUUUUGUUGGUAAUGCUACAGUUUUAAAGGACAGACUUUUGUUUAUAUAAAUACGCUUGCAAAUGACAGAGUUUCUUCUAUAUAUGCUAUUUUCAAAGUGAACACUAUGAUAAUAUUCAUACAAUUAUAUAGGAUAUGUUUCUAAUGAUGUAAAAUCACUACUGAAAAUGUAUUUAAACUUGGUAUUUAUGUAAAAAUAUUGGAACAAUUUUUUUUUAUGUUAACAUGGUUGUAAAAUAAAUACAGCCCCCAACUCUUCACUAGCAUCCUACACACAUGUACAUAUCAUUUUUCUCUCCUGAGAUAAAGCUUAAUGUAGCGCUUGAUUGCAUUAAUUUUAAAAGUAUGCCUUCAUGUUUGGUAGUGUUGGUUAUCCGUUUAUUUUUUUAAAAUAAUUUUCAGCAUGCUACCUGGUUGGGUGGCAUGCGCUCUAGACUGUCAAUCAAUAGUCUUGAUGUUCCCGGAUUCAAACCCUGCCUACCACCAUCCCCUGUUUGUCCUGUGGGAGGUUCGGACUAGUAUGUAGUUAUCUUCAAAAUCUGAAGGAACAUCCGAAACAUGUAAAACAAAAAGAAGGACAUAGCCAGGUAGUUUGACCUUACUAGGUAGUAGACUUUAGUUUGACCUUACUAGGUAGUAGACUUUAGUUUGAAUUUCAACCCAGAAUUUUCAGCAAGCAGUAGUAGACUUUAGUUUGACCUUACUAGGUAGUAGGCUAAAGUUAGCUAAUCGAGUUAAUUUAGAGCAGAUAACUCUUUAAAAAAAAAGAUCCAAAUGGGGAGUGCCAGUAUUGUCACUUCCAAUACUCCUAAACUUUUUUUAACCAAUAGUCUCACACCACUCCUCCCUCUCUCCUAAUAGAAAAUGUUUAAUCUAAAAACUGAAUGAAUUUUAAAAUUAUUUUUUUUGUUUAUUUAAUGACCUGACAUUUUUAUUGACUGAAAUCUUUUUUUUUUAUUUCCUAAAUAUCUUUAUUUUAUUUAUUUUUUUACUGACAAUGAAAAUGUAGAUUUAACUUCUGUAAUGAUUACAUUACCAUUUAGUGAGUACAUUUCUGCUUGGCAUUAUGCACAUAUACCUACAUUUUAUACACAUUUUUUUUUUCUUUUUUUUUUUGUGUGUGCGGUUUGUGAAGAAAUGUUUAUCUUAAAAACAAAUGUUUGUUUAUGUAGUUGGUGAGAUAAUGUUUACUUGAUGAUCAGAGGGAUGUUAUCUGUGGCAGCUAUAAAUGAUGAGAAUCAUCUAUACAGCAACAUUAUUUUGAAAAAAAUAAUUCUAAAUUAAAUUUUAAAAUGAUAUUUUUUUUUUUAUGACUAUUUAAAAUACUAUUUUUAAGGCAGCUUUGGCAAAGUCAGUGAUGAUCAUAAAGUUUGACCAAUUUUUAACAUUUUUAUUUUGCAUCUUCUCUUUAGUUCACCUCAGGUGUUUAAAAUAAUAUUGUUUCAGUUUUCAUCUAAAAUAGUGCAAGAAUCUUGUUCAAUAUAGAUUCAACUUUAGGACUGAAUAUUUUGUAUGUGCUUGAAAUAUUGAAAAUGUAUUCACUCAUUUUUUGUCUUUAAUCUAACUACUAGAUUUAGGUUUUUAUUUUCCGCUUAGAUUUAUGCAUGAAUAGUUUUGGCUGGAUCUCGUAGAUUAGUUCUGUAUCAGCUUUCAGAUAAACUUGUAUAACUAAAAAUAGGCAUUGUUUUCGAUUCUGAACAUAGUUAAUGGCUUUGUCAACGGGAUGCAUACUUAAGUUGUCUUUUUUGUCGCCUGCAUCUCUCUUUGGCAAGCGCCUUUCUUUGAGUCUUAAAUGUGUUUCAUGUGACCUUCGUAAGAGCUCUCCAGCUGUCUGCACCUUUCUUUGGCAAGGGCCUUUCUUUGAGUCUUAAAUGUGUUUCAUGUGACCUUCGUAAGAGCUCUCUAGCUGUCUGCCUUCUUCUAUGCCAGUGAAAGUGAAAUGACACCUGGUUUAAUCUGUCUAGCACCUCCAGGGGCACUUCUGUUAUGCUGCGCUCCUUUAAGCUCGUCAAAAAAAAAAAGAUGGCAUGCGACAUUUCCCAUGCGAGAUAGAUUGUAAGUAGCGUUUCUUCACUAUCCACACCAGCCUCUAGCAGAGCAUAGUUAUUUGUGAGGUAGUCUUACCAGCUUAGAACUAGGGAUCUAUUGUUUCUCUAUCUACUAAUGUUAGUGAGAUCCAUUUAAACAUAUUGUUGUUUAUCUUUAUAUUAAUUUGGUUGUGAAGCAAAAGUUGUGAUAAAUUUGUUGACCGAUUAAUUUUUGAAAGACUUGAAUGCUAAUAAUCACAAGUCAUGUAAGUUUAAACCCCAGAUUUUAAGAUAUUCAACCCCUGCUUAAGUUGUCAUGUAUAUUUUAUACACCCAUCUAAUUAUCACUCUAGCUAAAUAAUUCUGACAUAAUUGUUAACUUGUAGUUAACAUUCUGUGUUUGAAUUAAAAAUAUACUCCCAGAUUUUGAAAACUAAAAAUCUUGGAACUUAAUAUGUACUAUCUUAAGAGUAAACCAAAUAAAAAAUCUUUAUACAAUGUACCGGUGGGACCAAAUAUUAAGGCAGCCAUAAUGAUUUUGAUGCAAAGACACUAUUGUAACAUUUACUUAAGUAACAUAAUGGAACUGUACAGCUAGAAUGCAUUGUAUUGUACAUUUUAAUUUACCAUCUAUGUUAGUGCAGAAUUCAGUUCAGUCUAUGCAGAGUAACUAAAAGAUAGGAAAUAAAACUCAAGCAUUAUUGCCAACUGUAUUUCUGUCUAAACAUCAAGCAAAAGUACAGACCAUUGAGGUCUGCCACAUAAAUGUUCAAUGCAAAUUAUUGCCUAAAUUUCAUUUCUGUGUUUGACUUUGGCUGAAAUCUUCUAAACAAUGAAAGACAUUAACAGAAACAUUUUUUUUGGGUCUCCAAUUGCCUAGAUAUACAAAUAAUGAGAAACAUCUAAUAGAACUAAAUUCUGGUUAUCCUUUAUAAAACUGAAGGCUCUUUAAAAAAAACUUCAUUUAGUUUAAAUACAGAUAACGUUCUUUGAAUACUUUAUCUAAUCCAACUAUUGAACUUAAUGCUGUAAAAAAUAAAAAAAAACAGUUGAAAAUAUGUUUCACUUCACUUACUGACCUGAACAAAUGUUCCAAUCAGGAUGUAAAACCUUUGUUGUUCAGAACCAGUGGUAUAAUUCAGAACCAGUGGUAUAAUUCAGAACCAUUGGUUUAAUUCAGAACCAGUGGUAUAAUAUCUCUACUUAGUUUUUAUUUUCUUGAAACUAAAACUUUGACCUUGCCAUGUUGUUGGUUGUUUUGACUGACGUCUUUCUGUAUUUGUUAUUAAAAUGUGUUGCUGUCAAAUGUUUCCAACUUUUGAAUGUUUGGUUAAUGGAAAAUAAUGAAUCACCCCGUGGACUUUUGUUAUGCACUGAACUUCCUUAUGUUAUAACAACAAAUAGAAUAAAAGUAUAUAAAUCUAGCA
Molecule: messenger RNA, 4743 nt
Organism: Biomphalaria glabrata
Lineage: Eukaryota; Metazoa; Mollusca; Gastropoda; Planorbidae
Product: sodium/potassium-transporting ATPase subunit beta-1-like
Exons: 7
Coding region: 243-1211 (322 amino acids)
Biological process (GO): intracellular sodium ion homeostasis; intracellular potassium ion homeostasis; potassium ion import across plasma membrane
Cellular component (GO): sodium:potassium-exchanging ATPase complex
Molecular function (GO): ATPase activator activity
Source: RefSeq, a predicted model, not a curated record